This is a messenger RNA of Branchiostoma belcheri (Belcher's lancelet), 1167 nucleotides long. Its product is annotated as galactose-3-O-sulfotransferase 3-like. Gene Ontology annotation, molecular function: galactosylceramide sulfotransferase activity. The transcript has 6 exons. Gene Ontology annotation, cellular component: membrane. The coding region runs from base 1 to 1167 and encodes 388 amino acids. The record is from RefSeq and is a predicted model, not a curated record. NCBI's taxonomy places the organism in Eukaryota, Metazoa, Chordata, Leptocardii, Amphioxiformes, Branchiostomatidae. Gene Ontology annotation, biological process: glycolipid biosynthetic process.
AUGGAUACCAACAAGCCAAGGCAGCAAUUCGUCUUCAUCAAAACACACAAGACAGGAAGUACGACCAGCGUCAAUAUUUUUCAAAGAUAUGUCAUCUACCACAACGUGACUCCACUGAUAGCAAAGGCGACGGGUUAUGUGUCUUGGCCGUUCCCUCCGGCAGAGACAGACUAUGUGCACACUCCCGGGGAACAUUAUGACGUCAUGUUCGGUCACAUGGUGUACAACAAAACAUGGCUGCAGUCCAAGUUUCCCACCAACGCACCAUACAUCUCUCUCAUUCGAGAACCUUUAAGUCACCUGAAGUCGUGCAUGAGCUUCUACAGUCUUCCUAAGCUACUAAAGAUCACUUCUACAAACCCCAUCAAGACCUUCCUGCAAAACCCGUGGAAGUACAAAAACCUGUCUGAGGCCUACUUCAGCUUCUGUAAGGUGACCUGGGACGGCACCAGAAACCACUUGGCUUUCGACUUGGGCUACCCUACUGAGGGAGCCGAUGAUAUGGAAGCAGCUGAAAGAUACAUCAAAGAAUUAGAAUACGACAUGACGCUAGUGUUGUUGCUGGAGCACCUUGACGAGUCUCUGGUUCUCCUAAGACGUCUCAUGUGUUGGGAGAUGCAAGACGUCUUGUACGACACCGCGCCGAAGAACGUCAAGAAUUACUCCUAUAAGUCCUACAACCCCACCCCGGAGGAGCUUGCCAACCUCCGGAGGUGGAAGGCUGUGGAUUACCGUCUGUACGACACGUUUAACAGGUCCUUGUGGAGGAAGAUAGCAGGACAGGGACCAGAUUUCUACCGUGAGCUCCACCACUACCGGGAACUGAAACAGAACAUCAGCUGGUUCUGCCAUGGAGAGCAACACAGGAAAUCUAACCUCACACUCACUGUGAAAACUUCCCAGUGGAGUCCGCAGUUUGUCGUUGAUGCCAGAUAUUGCAAGGAAAUAGCUACAACGUCAUUGGACAUGAUGAGGGAAAUACGACAGAAGGAAUCAUUUAAAGUGGACAAACGGUGGGAAAUCGUCUUGCCGGUUAUAAACGUACUUUCAAUCAUCGAAGGACGGCCAACCUUCAAAUACAAGAUUGAACGGAUGGAAUAUCAGAAAGAAUUGCGUAGGAAAAUACCAAAACGAAAGACACAUAAGAAGAAAAGAAAUCAUGGAUAG